Poecilia latipinna (sailfin molly) is the source of this 2981-nucleotide messenger RNA. RefSeq names its product very low-density lipoprotein receptor-like. The transcript is spliced from 15 exons. Gene Ontology annotation, biological process: receptor-mediated endocytosis. The coding region runs from base 16 to 2226 and encodes 736 amino acids. Gene Ontology annotation, molecular function: calcium ion binding; hormone binding; protein binding. The record is from RefSeq and is a predicted model, not a curated record. NCBI's taxonomy places the organism in Eukaryota, Metazoa, Chordata, Actinopteri, Cyprinodontiformes, Poeciliidae. Gene Ontology annotation, cellular component: signaling receptor complex; plasma membrane; apical plasma membrane.
GGUAUUGAUUAUGGGAUGCUGAGCUGCAGAAACCUGGUUGGCUCGGUUCACAACUGCAGUUUCUGCCUCAGUGGAUGUGGAUCAGAGUUCCUGCAGUUGGAAUCAGAACCUGAAGUAAACCCUCUGACUGCUCCAGGUAACGUCACCUGCGCUCUGAACGAGUUCACCUGCGCCAGCGGCCGCUGCAUCUCCAAGAACUUUGUGUGCAACGGCGAGGACGACUGCGGCGACGGCUCAGACGAGGUGGACUGCGCGCCGUCGUCCUGCGCUCCCAACGAGUUCCAGUGUGGGAACGCGUCCUGCAUCCCGGCCAACUGGGUCUGUGACGACGACGUCGACUGUCAGGACCAGUCAGAUGAAGCUCCGGCUCGGUGCGGCCGCCACCCGACGCCGCCCGCCAAGUGUUUGUCCAGCGAGAUGCAGUGCAGCUCUGGAGAAUGCAUCCAUAAGAAGUGGAGAUGUGACGGAGACCCCGACUGCAAGGACGGCAGCGACGAGGCCAACUGUCCUGCGCGGAGUUGUGAACCAGAUAAGUUUAAAUGUGACGAUGGCAGCUGCAUCCAGGGAAGCAGACAGUGUAACGGCUACAGAGACUGUGAUGACGGAUCGGAUGAAAUCAACUGCAAGAACCUGACUCAGUGCAACGGGCCAGAGAAGUUCAAGUGUCGCAGCGGAGAAUGUAUCGAAAUGAGUAAAGUGUGCAACAAGAUCAGAGACUGUCCAGACUGGAGCGACGAGCCAAUCAACGAGUGCAAUGUGAACGAGUGUCUCCUGAACAACGGCGGCUGCUCCCACAUCUGCAAAGACGUGGUGAUCGGCUUCGAAUGCGACUGCACACCUGGACUGCAGCUCAUCGACCACAAGACCUGCGGAGACAUCAAUGAGUGCAUGAAUCCUGGUAUCUGCAGUCAGAUCUGCAUCAACCUGAAGGGCGGCUAUAAGUGUGAAUGUCAUAACGGCUACCAGAUGGAUCCGGCUACCAGCGUCUGCAAGGCUGUUGGGAAGGAGCCGUGCCUGAUCUUCACCAACCGCCGUGAUAUUCGCCGUCUGGGUCUGGAGAGGAAGGAGUACACGCAGAUCGUGGAGCAGCAGAGAAACGCCGCGGCUCUGGAUGCAGAUUUCAACCAGCAGACCAUCUUCUGGGCCGACCUGGGUCAGAGGGCCAUUUACAGCACCGUCCUGGACAGGCGAGGCGACGUCGGCGUCCAUAAGAAGGUGAUCGAUAACGUCCAGACUCCUCUGGGCAUCGCUGUGGACUGGAUCUACAAGAACCUGUACUGGUCCGAUCUGGGAACCAAAACCAUUUCUGUGGCGAACUUCAACGGAACCAAGAGGAAAGUUCUGUUCAACACGGGCCUGAGAGAACCCGCCUCCAUCGCCGUGGAUCCUUUAUCUGGGUUUCUGUACUGGUCUGACUGGGGAGAGCCGGCUAAGAUCGAGAAGUCUGGGAUGAACGGAGCGGACCGGCAGGUUCUGGUGGCGACCGACAUCCAGUGGCCCAACGGGAUCACACUGGAUCUGAUCAAAGGCCGGCUCUACUGGGUCGACUCCAAGCUGCACAUGCUCAGUAGCGUCGACCUGAACGGAGACAACAGGAACAAGGUGCUGCAGUCUGCAGAUUAUCUGGCUCAUCCAUUCGCCGUCACCGUGUUUGAGGAUCGGGUUUUCUGGACCGACGGUGAAAACAAAGCCAUCUACGGCGCCAACAAGUUCUCUGGUUCUGAUGUCGUCACGCUGGCCAGCAACCUGAACGACCCUCAGGACGUCAUCGUCUACCAUGAGCUGAUCCAGCUGGCUGGAACCAACUGGUGCACAGAGAAAAACGGCGGCUGCAGCUUCUUGUGUCUUCCUGCUCCACAGAUCAACAAACACUCCCCCAAGUACAGCUGUGUGUGUCCUGCAGGCCAGGAGCUGGCGGCAGACGGCCAGCGCUGCAGACCCGAAGCCAAUGUGAGCACGUCUAUCCAGGUGGACUCCACCACCAGAGGCUCUGCUGCUGCCUGGGCCGUCCUACCCGUCUUGCUGCUGGCCAUGGCUGCAGCCGGCGCCUACCUGAUGUGGAGGAACUGGCAGCUGAAGAACCAGAAGAGCAUGAACUUCGACAACCCAGUCUACCUGAAAACCACAGAAGAAGACCUCAACAUCGACAUCACGCGCCACGGCGCCAACGUGGGCCACACCUACCCAGCGAUUUCAAUCGUGAGCACAGACGAUGAUUUAUCCUGAUCUCAGGAUUUAGUUUUUUCUCCAUGUUUCCAUGCCAACGGUUCGCCGUUACAGCAGCCCUUAAGUUUCAACCACAAGCCUUCAGAAGUGCAUCAAGUCCUGAUCUGUGGUGAAGAGGAAAUGUUAUUUAUUAUAUGAAUACUUCCAGGUCUCUGUCUGGCUGUCCAGAGAUCAGUUUCCUCUCUGAGGGUCUUUCUGUGUUCAGCCUGGACUGAAGAACUGAAUCUUCAUCAAACUGUUUCCUGGUUCUGAUGUAAACCGGGUCAAAGUUCUCAGGUCUUAAUGGGGAACCAAGACUGGAGACUAAAAGACGAAUAUUUAGUUAUGAAACGGGAUGUUAAUAUUUCUGAUCAUGCUUUGUGGCUAAUAUUAGGGUUUCUUCUGUUAACUGCAUUAUUAUUGCUGCUGAGGUCACCAUGGUUACAGCGUUUGUAAACAGUGUAAAUAUAUUUCCUCCCUCAGAUGUGACUGUAAAUCAGGACUCUCCUCAAAGCACUUUGAUCAUGUUCUCUGUAAAUAAGAUUGUAUGAACUGACUUGAAUCCAUUUUUUGCUCUGGCCGUUUCCUCACCAGAGUUCAGAUUUAUUUAAGGAGCAGAGGAGGAAAAACAUGAAUUUGGUAAAAAUGACUAUUUUGUAUGUUUGUGCUGUUGCUGUGAACUUUUUAUAGCCUUGUACAGUAAAGGAUGAAAUGAUCUGUAACUGAAGGAACUGAUUCAGACAUUUUGAAUUAAAACAAUCAGUGUUAAAUCUUUC